AUGUCAUCUUCCCCAGCUGCUAAUGCACGAGUAAUUGCAGAUCAGAGCGAUUGUUCCCUAGCCGAGCAAUCAGCUCCUGCAUCAACGACGGCUCCAUCAGUAACCCGACAAACCCCCCGACGCAGUCCAUCUAAUUCCAACGUCAAUAUUUCCACACACCGGCAGAGCUUCGCUGAAAAUAUGCGCACUAUGCCAUCUUCCCCUAGACACCGACCCCCGUCACUGACGCAAGCCGCCGUUCAGGAUUUGAUGAAUAAUCCGCCCACGAAGAAGCAUAGCAACCACAGAUUCAGCGGUCGGGAUUGGAGAGACAUCACGGUUGGCGAGCUCGUCUGCCCAGAAGAUGUUUGCUGGGUCGAGCUGGACGACAGUGUGGAGUAUGCGACAAAGAUGCUGUUGAAAUGCCCCACCAACGCCGUCCUUGUCCGCGACUCCCAGACCUCAAAUAGCGUCACAUCUACUUUCGAUUUCAGCGAUUUGAAUACAUAUCUUCUCCUCGUCGUCGGCUUAACGAAGCCCGAGGAUCAUCAAGUUGCCCUUUUCAACGAUAUCAUAUCCAAGGCCCAGAAAAACCAAAGAAUACCUCUACGUAUAUUGCAACCAAUAUUUUGUAGAGAAGCGACAGUGCAGCUUGAUGCCAGCAGUAGUCUAGCACAGGGCAUUGAAAUUCUCGGCAGUGGAAUACACCGAAUAGUCAUUUCUGACUUGUCCAAUCAUGUUGUUGGUGUGAUGAGCCAGCUGCGUGUGGCCGACUUCUUUUGGAAUGAGGGUGUGAACUUUCCAACAAUCGAACGACUCUACCCCGCUAUGCUACGUGAUCUUGGCAUAGGGACGCAAAAAACGAUUUCAGUCAACUCUGAUUCACCUCUCUCAGAAGCCCUCACAACGAUGAACGAAGAAGGGCUGACGAGUGUUGCCGUUGUUGACAAUGGUCAUAACGUAGUUGGCAACAUUUCAACCAAGGAUGUUCGCCAUCUCACGAACACUUCAAGCGCUCCUCUUCUUAAUUCGUCCUGCAUGCACUUCAUUUCUGUUAUUCUGAAUGAGCGUGGCGUUGAAAAGGGGCAGGACGCCUUUCCGGUUUUCUAUGUCAACCCUAAUUCCAGUCUGGCUCACACUGUUGCCAAACUAGUAGCGACAAGAUCACAUCGCAUGUGGGUGGUUGAAUCGGCGUCACCCUCUCCCUCUGCUCCAGCAACCCCGUUGAUAUCUGCGCAAGCGUCCUCUACGGGAGCGCCAGCAUCUCCAGCGCUCGCAGCUACAGUUCCAGCCUCUGCGCUGGCCGGCGCCCAGCUUUCUGGGAAGCUAACUGGUGUUGUUUCACUGACCGAUAUCAUCAAUAUUUUCGCUAGAACUACUGGUUUAAAGCCAGGUGAUCCUAGUGAACAACGGGCGAGGCGCCGACGGAGCUCUAGCAGCUCCAUUCGGCCCAGCCUGGAUCUCACUAGAAACAGUGCAGAUGCCCGUCGGUAA
Messenger RNA from Beauveria bassiana ARSEF 2860, 1473 nucleotides. RefSeq names its product sds23/moc1. Bases 1 to 1473 code for a protein of 490 amino acids. Gene Ontology annotation, biological process: regulation of mitotic metaphase/anaphase transition; cellular response to glucose starvation. Gene Ontology annotation, molecular function: protein serine/threonine phosphatase inhibitor activity. The transcript has 3 exons. The record is from RefSeq and is a predicted model, not a curated record. Lineage: Eukaryota; Fungi; Ascomycota; Sordariomycetes; Hypocreales; Cordycipitaceae.